AAAGUAAAGAACAAAAAACAUUUAUGUUUUUGAAAUGAACAUUAAAUCAUACCCUCCUCUCUUCAGGCCACAUAGCAAUCUAACCCAGAACAUUGACCCUGAUGAACGCAUCGAACAUAUCGAAGAUUUGGAUCCUAUCCCUGUCAUAGACCUUCAAUGCCUGGAGAAGCUUGAUGGGGCCUGUAAAAAUUGGGGUCUCUUUCGUUUGGUUAACCAUGGGGUGCCUUCAACACUUCUAAGCCAAAUCCAGGACCAAGCCAGAAAGCUUUUCUCCCUCCCAUUUGAGCAUAAACAGGCCGUUAUAAGCAGUCCUCUAUCUUACGUUUGGGGAACUGUAUUCCUUAGCUCAUCAGGGGCUGCCGUGAGAAGUUCGCAGGAUAUGUUCAAUUGUUGGGCGGAAGUCAUCAAUUUUCCUGUCACUCAACUCUCACAGUUCCAAACUCAAGAUUCCUUGCUUGACUCUUUCAGACAUCAAGUGGAAGAAUAUGGAAAACAUCUCGCUAGAAUUGCUAGAACUAUCUUCCAAGUUAUGGCGAAAAACCUCAAUCUAGAUCCAAGGCAAUCCGAAUCAUAUUUAGAAGAAUCAACUGCAUUUAUUCGUGCUCACCGAUACCCUCAAAUUUCUGAAGGUAAGCAAGCUUGGGGUGCAGGACCGCAUAGAGACGGCUCUCUUUUUUCAAUUUUGAGCCAAGAUCAAAUUGGAGGAUUGGAAGUUUACGAGGACAACAAAUGGUUUCCUGUGAAACCCGUUGCCAACACCUUGCUCAUCAAUCUUGGUGAAAUGAUGAAGGCUAUAAGCGAUGACAGGUACGUCAGUGCGAAGCAUAGAGUGAGGGUGUACAAGCAAGAAGAUCGAAUCUCGGUAAAUUACUUUGUGUUUCCAGAUUUUGACUGUGUUAUCCGAAGCUCUAAGUACAAGCCUUUCACUUACAAUGAAUUUCGAGCACAAGGACAAAAGGAUAUUGAAUCCUUGGGAUUCAUAGUUGGCCUUGAAGGUUUCAAGCUUAGUAAAUAGGAUUAUAAUUAAGUCUCUAUUGGCUUAAUGAUUUCAGUUUGUGAUGAUGGUUGAAGCUCUACGUAUAAGCUUUUCAGUUACAAUUAAUGAAUUUCGAGCAUAAAGAUUGAAAGAUAUUGAGUCCUGGGAUUCGUAGUUGGCUUGAAGGUUUCAAGCGUAGUAAAUAGGAUUCUAAUUAAGCCUUGGCUUAAUGAUCUCAUUUUAUGAUGAUGGCUGAAACAAAUAUCAAUAAUCAGACAUCUUUCUUCUU
Theobroma cacao (cacao) is the source of this 1265-nucleotide messenger RNA. RefSeq names its product gibberellin 2-beta-dioxygenase 8-like. The record is from RefSeq and is a predicted model, not a curated record. Lineage: Eukaryota; Viridiplantae; Streptophyta; Magnoliopsida; Malvales; Malvaceae.